Molecule: messenger RNA, 3087 nt
Organism: Aethalodelphis obliquidens (Pacific white-sided dolphin)
Lineage: Eukaryota; Metazoa; Chordata; Mammalia; Artiodactyla; Delphinidae
Gene: MYEF2
Product: myelin expression factor 2
Exons: 16
Coding region: 112-1842 (576 amino acids)
Cellular component (GO): nucleus; cytoplasm
Molecular function (GO): mRNA binding
Source: RefSeq, a predicted model, not a curated record
GCGCUCGGGGCCUUUUCAAAUCGGGAUCCGUUACCGCUUUCCCAGCCGCCGCCAUUGUGGCGCUCGGAGCCCCUCAACGCAGGCGGCGCAGGCGGAGGCCGUGGCGGCGGGAUGGCCGACGCCGACAAGCCCGAGGUGCUUAGGGCAGCUGGCAACGACAGCCCGCAUCGGCAGCCCGCGGAGCCGCCGGGCGAGCCCCGGCGAGAACCUCACCCGCCCGAGCAGGAGAAGCAACCGCCGCAGCACAGCAGCAGCUCCAAUGGCGUUAAAAUGGAGAAUGAUGAAUCGGUCAAAGAAGAGAAAUCUGAAUUAAAAGAAAAAUCUACAGGAAAUAAGAAAGCCAACAGAUUUCAUCCUUAUUCAAAAGAUAAGAACUCAGGCACUGGAGAAAAGAAGGGUCCAAAUCGUAACAGAGUUUUUAUUAGCAACAUCCCAUAUGACAUGAAAUGGCAAGCCAUUAAAGAUCUAAUGAGAGAAAAAGUUGGUGAGGUUACAUACGUGGAGCUCUUUAAGGAUGCGGAAGGAAAAUCAAGGGGUUGUGGUGUGGUUGAAUUCAAAGAUGAAGAAUUUGUCAAGAAAGCACUAGAAACUAUGAACAAAUAUGAUCUUAGCGGAAGACCCUUGAAUAUCAAAGAGGAUCCUGAUGGAGAAAAUGCUCGUAGGGCACUGCAACGAACAGGAGGAUCAUUUCCAGGAGGACAUGUACCCGACAUGGGAUCGGGAUUGAUGAAUUUACCACCUUCCAUUCUCAAUAAUCCAAACAUUCCUCCUGAGGUUAUCAGUAAUUUGCAGGCUGGUAGACUUGGUUCCACAAUUUUUGUUGCUAAUCUUGACUUCAAAGUUGGUUGGAAGAAGCUAAAGGAAGUGUUCAGCAUAGCUGGAACUGUAAAGCGGGCAGAUAUUAAAGAAGACAAAGAUGGCAAGAGCAGAGGAAUGGGCACAGUCACUUUUGAACAAGCAAUUGAAGCAGUUCAAGCAAUUUCUAUGUUCAAUGGGCAGUUUUUGUUUGAUAGACCUAUGCAUGUGAAAAUGGAUGACAAGUCUGUCCCUCAUGAAGACUUCCGUUCACAUGAUAGUAAAACACCACAAUUACCACGUGGUCUUGGAGGCAUUGGAAUGGGACUUGGUCCAGGUGGACAGCCUAUUAGUGCCAGCCAGUUGAACAUAGGUGGUGUAAUGGGGAAUUUAGGUCCAAGUGGUAUGGGAAUGGAUGGUCCAGGUUUUGGAGGAAUGAAUAGAAUUGGAGGAGGAAUUGGGUUUGGUGGUCUGGAAGCAAUGAGUAGCAUGGGAGGAUUUGGAGGAGUUGGUCGAAUGGGAGAGCUAUACCGUGGUGCGAUGACUAGUAGCAUGGAGAGAGAUUUUGGACGUGGUGAUAUUGGAAUAAAUCGAGGCUUUGGAGAUUCCUUUGGUAGACUUGGUGGUGGAAUGGGUGGCAUGAACAGUGUGACUGGAGGAAUGGGGAUGGGACUGGAUCGGAUGAGUUCCAGCUUUGAUAGAAUGGGACCAGGUAUAGGAGCUAUACUGGAAAGGAGCAUCGAUAUGGAUCGAGGAUUUUUAUCAGGUCCUAUGGGAAGCGGAAUGAGAGACAGAAUAGGCUCCAAAGGCAACCAGAUAUUUGUCAGAAAUCUGCCUUUUGACUUGACUUGGCAGAAACUAAAAGAGAAAUUCAGUCAGUGUGGUCAUGUAAUGUUUGCAGAAAUAAAAAUGGAGAAUGGAAAGUCAAAAGGCUGUGGAACGGUCAGAUUUGACUCCCCAGAAUCAGCUGAAAAAGCCUGCAGAAUAAUGAAUGGCAUAAAAAUCAGUGGCAGAGAAAUUGAUGUUCGCUUGGAUCGUAAUGCAUAAUUUGAAACCACGGUUGGAACAUUCUUACAUCUGUUUUGCUGAAUCUCCUAGUAAAAGUCAUUUUUUUAAGUAAUACUGUAUGCUUACAAAAGUUGUAAAGAUGAACUUUUAAAACUCCCACCAGCUUUUAACAGUAUAGUGUUAAUAUACUGUGAUUUUUGUUAAUCUCAAGUUUGGAUUUUUAAAGACAGCAAGUCUGGUCAUUCAGUUUAAAUGAAUGGUUAUACUAUUUUUAAUGAAAUAAGCCAUUUUCUUGUUAUUUUCAGUUCUGCAUAGUGGGAUUUGUUUGUUCAAGUGUCCCCAGCUUUUAUCAACUUAUUGUAAGGUAAAACAUAGAUGGUUUUUUCAAAACUUCUGUUUAAUAUAUGUAAUUGUCCUUGAAAAGAAAGGGCUCAGACAAAUUAGGAUAUGAUUUUGGUUGGUUUUAAAUUUUUCUUGGUGAUAAAGAAUUACUGUAAGUAAGUUUUAGAUUCUAAAGUUCAGAAUAUUUUUUAUUUGACUUAAAUGGAGAAAUGGAGUUUUCCUUCUCAGCCCUUCCCCGUCAUUCACAUUUUCCACAUAACAUUAACCACCACAGCCCCUUAUUUUAUUAUUUCCAAUAAUUCCAAGUUCAUACAGAACUGAUAAUGUUGCAAGCCCCAAGUAUAAUAAUAGGCAGACUAGUCCCAACUUUCUGUCUAGUUUCCAGCCAUUAAGGUGAACUGCUAAGAGAAGAAAAAUAAUUGAAAUGUUGAGAAAGAUGGUUAUGUAAGUUAGUCCUCUACUGUUCACUUCUACAGGAGCAGAUGCAUUUAUAAAUGCAGUUUUAAUAAACCAUGGAACUCCUAGGCACAACAUAUCGAACACAUUGGAUCCCACGAUGUUAGACAUAGCCAUAUCUCCUUUGCCUGUAAAAAAAAAAAAGCAUGUUGUUAAAAUAUGCACACCAAUACUGUAUUUUAUUAAUAAGCUUCAUAAGAAAAAACACUGGAUACUUUCUCUGUUUGUUUUGGAAAAUUGUUGUAUUAGAGGAAAAGUCUUAAUGAAUUUGUAUUUUUAAAUUUUGGGGGGUUAGUAUUUAAAGUCUUAACCUUUAUUUAUCUAAUAAUAAUUAUCUUUAUUUAUUAAACCAUUUUUCAAUAAGGUAUGUAGAUUACUUGUUGCUUUUCAUUCUAACAUGGUUAUGGUUUAAUGCACAUUUCAGAUGAAUAUUACUUGGGCGAUUAGAUUUAGUGAAAUUAAUCUGCUAUUAAAUAGUAAAUCCUU